UACUCAUGACUAUGGGAAAUGUAACUGACUUCAACGUUUCUGUCAUUUGAAUGUACAGUGAAUACAAAAACAAACACAGCCGAUUUUUAUUGUUGUCCUUUAUUGUUAUAAGAUAGUGUUAUUUAUUCUUUUAUAAUGGAUGACGAUCCGAGAGAAGUACUUGCUCUGUUGAAUUCAUUAGGAUUCGUUGGAAUUACCGGGCAACAACUUAAAGCUUUUAUGAAAGAUUUAAAGCUGUACAGGAAAAUCAAAGAACACGAAACGAAACGGAGAAAAGAAGAAAUGAAAAGAAAAAUAUUACAUAAACAACACAAUAUGAUCAAAGAAAUUCUUAGAGAACAUAAUGCAGAACAUUUAAUUGAAAGUACAAUAUCUAGUAAUUCUUCUAGUUCUUAUAUCGACAGUUCCCUUGUGAAGGUAAGGGUAAAAUGUUUAUCUAAUGGAAAAGAAAAUAAAGAAUCUAACUCUGAAGAAAAUUCUGCAAGAACCAGACAAAAAAUAAAUGUAGUCAAAUCAGAACCUAAAACUAGAGAGGUAUUUGAUCAUUAUACUAUUAAACCUACUAGUGUACCUUGUAAAGAAAAUGAUAUACUUCAGCAACAAAGUAAAACUAAAUAUCUUGAAGGUUUGAAAAAAGAUAUUUAUCUGAGGAAACAGCAUGAAACUAAUGCAGAAACUGAUAAAAUAAUACAUGAAAAAUCAACAUCUUUGCAAUCUGCACGUCCUAUGAGUGCUCCAAAUAUUUUAGAACGCGAACAAGACCAUAUUGGUAGUAGUCAAACAAAAAGUACACAGUCUACAAAGUCUGGAUCAAAGUCAUUUAUCAGACCAUGGAGAUUACAACCAGAAGUUCAAAAAGCCUUAAGUAUUAGAAAGUCUGAUCCUGUAAUGCUGUAUCAAAAAUAUCAGCAAGAGUGGAAGCAGAUGUCCUUUCCUGGAGAAGCUAAACAUUCAAGUAUAAGAUGGGCAAUUCGUGAAAAAAUGUUGGGUGGAGAUCCUCAUCCCAUGCCUCUUCCUAAAAAGUCAACUAGUAUGCCAAUGCUUAAAAAAAAAUGACCUUGGUUGAAUUAGGGAUUAAAAUUUUUCAAAGGAGUAAAUAAUUAUGAAAAAAUUUGUACUAAUAGGUAUGUUACAUUGAAUAGUUAUAAGAAAAAAUUGUUUGCUAUUAUUAAAAAUAAAUACAGAUUGAUAAAUGGUAAACAGGUA
Molecule: messenger RNA, 1206 nt
Organism: Osmia bicornis bicornis
Lineage: Eukaryota; Metazoa; Arthropoda; Insecta; Hymenoptera; Megachilidae
Gene: Hyls1
Exons: 4
Coding region: 136-1056 (306 amino acids)
Biological process (GO): cilium assembly
Cellular component (GO): non-motile cilium; centriole
Source: RefSeq, a predicted model, not a curated record